Periophthalmus magnuspinnatus is the source of this 579-nucleotide messenger RNA. RefSeq names its product leptin-like. The transcript is spliced from 3 exons. The coding region runs from base 1 to 579 and encodes 192 amino acids. NCBI's taxonomy places the organism in Eukaryota, Metazoa, Chordata, Actinopteri, Gobiiformes, Gobiidae. The record is from RefSeq and is a predicted model, not a curated record.
AUGAUGGAGCAUCCAGUGGUACUCCGACACCAGCCAAGAAUCAUCAGUUAUCAUCAGUCACUGGAGCAGUUGACAGCCAUGCACUUGGUCCUGCCACCCCUGUCACUCCUGCUGCUCCUGUCGCUCCUGCCACUGCAGUCCCAGAUGCGAACCGUGUCCCUGCUCACAGAGGCGGAUCGGAUGAAGGGUAGAGUCGAGAAAAUGGCCAAACAACUCGUGCGCAAGAUCAAUGACACCAUCAGUAUCCCGCCCCCCUUGGCCACCAGCUCACCAUCGGGGGAGCACUAUGUGUGCUGUGUAGUCCAGUACCUGAACAUCUCCUCUGGGCUCAUCUCGAACAACUUUUAUCACGCUCUGGACCUUAAGGAGGAGAUGGCCAGUCUGAGUGGCUUUGUGGAUCAGGCCAAACAGUGCCACUGCAGCAGUAGGUCCAUGAAGGAGGUGCCCAGGGAGCUACGGAAGCUUCAGGAACGCAAGCACUUCUUCCACAGUAUCACUCUGAGUGCUUUCCAUCUGGUUAAGGAGUACCUGAAAAAGCUGCAGACGAAUUUGGGCCAACUAGAUAAGUGCACAGAAUAG